Pteronotus mesoamericanus is the source of this 1101-nucleotide messenger RNA. RefSeq names its product HLA class II histocompatibility antigen, DM alpha chain. Gene Ontology annotation, cellular component: membrane; MHC class II protein complex. The coding region runs from base 98 to 868 and encodes 256 amino acids. Gene Ontology annotation, biological process: antigen processing and presentation; immune response. Lineage: Eukaryota; Metazoa; Chordata; Mammalia; Chiroptera; Mormoopidae. The record is from RefSeq and is a predicted model, not a curated record. The transcript is spliced from 5 exons.
GCAAGUGAACUAUUGGAAGUGAGCUGUCAGAACAUGCUCUCGGGACGGAGUCUGGAGAGCUGGUGGGCUGCUCCUAGCUCACAGUGUGGGUGAAGUGAUGGAUCAUGAGUGGCGCCCCGGACCUGCACUGCUGCAUAUGCUACACCUUCUGUGGCUGCUGCCCCACUCCUGGACCGCCCCUCAAGGGUGGCGAGAUAAUCUGCAGAACCACACGUUCCAGCACACAAUGUACUGUCAGAACUGGAGUCCCAGCCUGGGACUCUCAGAGGCCUACGAUGAGGACCAGCUUUUCUCCUUCAACUUUUCCCAGAACACUCGAGUGCCUCGCCUGCCUGAAUUUGCUGACUGGGCUCAGAAGUCUGGAGAUACUUCCUCCAUUUUCUUUGACAAAGGAUUCUGCCAAGCCAUGAUCCAGGAAAUAGGCCCAAAACUUGAAGGGCAAAUCCCAGUGUCUAGAGGGUUUCCUGUCACUGAGGUGUUCACGCUAAAGCCCCUGGAGUUUGGCAAGCCCAACACGCUGGUCUGUUUUGUCAGUAAUCUCUUCCCACCCACAUUGACGGUGACCUGGCAGCAUAAUUCAGCCCCCGUGGAAGGUGCUGGGCCCACUUUUGUCUCAGCCAUUGAUGGACUCAGCUUCCAGGCCUUUUCUUACUUAAACUUCACACCGGCACCCUCUGACCUUUUCACCUGUGCUGUGACUCAUGAGAUUGAUGGCUGCACAGCAAUUGCCUAUUGGGUGCCCCACAGCGCACUGCCCUCAGAUCUUCUGGAGAAUGUGCUGUGCGGCAUGGCUUUCGGUCUUGGUGUGCUGGGCAUCAUUGUUGGCUUGGUCCUCAUCAUCUACUUCCGGAAGCCUUGCUCAGACUGAUUCUUCCUGAUCAGAGCCUGAUGCCAACACCUUCGGCCAUCCCAGCAGGGGGUACCUAGGCUUCUCACAUCCUGCCUAGGGUUGCUCCUUCUUGGAGCAGAAGGCCUGGGACUCCCCCGGCUGUGCAUGUGCCUGUACAGGUUUCUCAGAUGGGGUCUCUGCUAUCCCCAGGCUGGCAUCCGGGGGAACCCAGAGUGACCUUUCCAUCAUGACCACAAUCCUUCCCACUUCAA